AUUAAGAAUAGUAAUAUAAUCCCAGAUUAUGCAAGGGAAUAUAAGAAUGAAUAUCUUUUUAUAAGAGGGAUUGAUAAGACAUGUGAGAAAUUUGUAAAGAAAUUAGAUAAUGAUGGAAAGAUAUUUGAUAGCCCACAAGCUAAUAAUAUUAAGUUUCACUUUAAUAAAUUUUUGAAAGCUCAAGAAAUAGAAUAUCUUAAAGAUAUUAGUGAGUUUUAUUUAAAAGAGAAUGAUAUUAGUUUUGUAGAAUCUUUAGGAUUACAAUUAGAUGAUUAUACUGAUAGAUAUCACGAUCCAGAGAGUUAUGGGUUUGAUCAGGAAAAGUAUGAUAAUAACGUAGAAAAUGAUUAUCCAGGAUUUAAAGAUUUUUUUGAAAGUUUGAAAAUAUUCCAGGAUAAAUUAAAGGUAGAUUAUAGUUUUGAAUCAUAUAUUGAAAAGUUAGAAAAUUUAGAUACUGAAAGUGAAAGUGAAAGUUAUAUUGAUGAAAGUUAUAUUGAUGAUAGUGAUAGUGAUGAAGAAAUUGAUGUUGAUGAAAUAUUUGAUGAUAGUGAUAGUGAUANUAUAAGAGGGAUUGAUAAGACAUGUGAGAAAUUUGUAAAGAAAUUAGAUAAUGAUGGAAAGAUAUUUGAUAGCCCACAAGCUAAUAAUAUUAAGUUUCACUUUAAUAAAUUUUUGAAAGCUCAAGAAAUAGAAUAUCUUAAAGAUAUUAGUGAGUUUUAUUUAAAAGAGAAUGAUAUUAGUUUUGUAGAAUCUUUAGGAUUACAAUUAGAUGAUUAUACUGAUAGAUAUCACGAUCCAGAGAGUUAUGGGUUUGAUCAGGAAAAGUAUGAUAAUAACGUAGAAAAUGAUUAUCCAGGAUUUAAAGAUUUUUUUGAAAGUUUGAAAAUAUUCCAGGAUAAAUUAAAGGUAGAUUAUAGUUUUGAAUCAUAUAUUGAAAAGUUAGAAAAUUUAGAUACUGAAAGUGAAAGUGAAAGUUAUAUUGAUGAAAGUUAUAUUGAUGAUAGUGAUAGUGAUGAAGAAAUUGAUGUUGAUGAAAUAUUUGAUGAUAGUGAUAGUGAUAAUGAUAGUGAUGAAGAAAUUGAUGUUGAUGAAAUAUUUGAUAAACGUUUUGAUUUUUCAGUGCCUGAUAGUGAUAUUCUUUAAUUAUGACUUAAAGUCUUAUAAUCUAAUAAUAAGAUUAUAAGACUUCAUGCCUAACCAGUUAUUUGAUUAUCACAUUGAAAUUUUAUGUAAACAGAUUAAGGAGGCAAAAGAAACUAAUAAUUUAAAAAGAGAAAAAAUCUUGAAAGGUUUUACUAGACUUUUAUCAAUUUUUAAUAAUAUUUAUAAAAUAAUGGAAAAUUAUGAGGAUUGUGAUGAGUUUGAAGAAACACGUUGUUUUUAUUCCUAUGUAACUCAAAUUUUUUUUAGGUAUUUAGAAAAUUAUAUUGAAGGUAAAAAAAUUAGUUUAGAACGUUUAAAAAUUAUUGUUGAUUGCUUGGCAUAUAAAUACGCUUUUUAUGGUGGAGGUUUUGAUCAAAGAGGAAAUAGUUAUUUAUCUUUAGGGAAAUGUGUUGGAAAAGAUGAGGAUGAUUUUGAGGAUUUAGAUAUUCCUAUACCAAUUACAAAAACAGAUAAAUGGUAUAAUGAUUUAAAGUUUAUUAACAAUAGGGAAAAUCUCAUUUGAUGAGUUGUGUAGGGAAAUUUCCCAAUAAAAUAAUCUAAUCAAAUAAUAAAAUGGAAUCUAAAAACGAUAUUCCUACAAAAGAAGACCUAGAUUUUAUAGUUGAUGAUGGUUAUAAUCAUGAUGAGGAUCCAACAUAUGAACCUAAAGAUUCAUCCUCGCCAGAUGAUGAUAAAUACGUUGUUUCAGGUAAGGAGUUUAAAAAACUAACCAGAAAAGUUAAAAAACUCGGUGCUGAAUCGCUUGAUUAUUCAUCACGCAAAAAUAACAAAUAUGUAGCAACACUUUCAAGUGGAAAGAAAAUUCAUUUCGGGUCAUCACAGUAUCCAGACUAUCUUAUCCAUAAAGACAAAGAUCGAAAAGAGAGGUAUCUCGCUCGAGCUAAAAAGAUUAAAAAUCAACAGGGAGAGUCAACUUAUACUAAUCCUGAAUCGAGUAAUUUUUGGUCCGUAAAUUUACUCUGGCCAGAGAAAUGAUUUAAAGAUAUCUAGUUAUAUAAAAAUGAAAGAUUUAAUAGUUUCGAAGCAUUAUUUGGAUAAUUUUGAUGAAAAAAUAAAUUCAGGUUUUUAUCUUGACAAAAUUAAUAUUGAUGGUAAAUUUGAACUUUUGGAACAAGAAGAAAAAUGUCUAGUAUUACUUUGUUGUAAUGGUAAAUCAGAUGAUGGUAGUGAUGGUCUUGCUUUUCGUUUACCACUUUCUCUUAGAUUUGAUGAAGAAUGGUUUAAGAAAUAUAAAGAAAUAAAUAUAAACAAAGGAAGUAUUAUUUCUUAUUAUCUUGAUGGAUAUUUAAAAAUGAUUUAAAGAAAUAAAUUUUAUAAUAAAAAAAUGCAGUUAUCAAGUUACGAUCAUCUAACCCCAGACAACAUUAUCUUUAAUGAAGCCAAAGAUUUUAAAGUAAAAGAUAGCAAGAUCAAAUACAAACGUAUCCCAAUUGAAGUCAAAGAUCCAAAUGGAAAGAAAGGAGCUUUGGUAAUCGAAACUCCACUUCUUUUCUCUUUUGGCGUGAGUGAGAAGAAUAACCAAGAAACAAACAAGUUAGUAGGUUAUAGUAUUCCAGUAUGUCUUUGGGCUAAAGAUAGCAUACCGAAUACUAAAGAAAAAGCAUUUUUUGAUGCUAUUAACAAUGUAACAAAUAUCCCUCAGCAACAUCUAGAGAAUGAAUACGGUGCAGAUCUGGCAUCAACUCUAUCUUCACCAUUUUAUUUCAAACAAGAAGAAUAUACAGAUAAGAAAGGAAAGAAGAAAACAAGAAUAGAUCACUCAUCCGCACCAGUUCUCUACGCUAAACUUAUUUACUCUGAGAAAUCAAAGAAAAUUCUUUCACUAUUUAAAACAAAGGGAAAGAAAGAUUUAAAUCCUUUUAAAUAUAUUGAUCAAUACUGCAAUGUUAAAAUGGCACUUAUAAUAGAAGGAAUAUUUACUAGUAAGACUGUAACAUCUUUACAAAUAAAAGUACAUGAGUGUUAUGUUAAACCAUUAAAACCUAGAGAGUCUUUACUAACAAUUGAAGAGGAAGAGGAAGAGGUUACUGAGCAAGUAGUUGAAGACUUAGUUAUCUCUGACAAAGAAGAAACUGAGUAA
This is a messenger RNA of Porites evermanni, 3244 nucleotides long. The record is from the annotation of a GenBank genome assembly. Lineage: Eukaryota; Metazoa; Cnidaria; Anthozoa; Scleractinia; Poritidae.